CCUGCGCUGCGCCGAUCCCCAUCCCAUCCGUCCCGCGAGCGAGCGAGCAGGGGCGCCUCGUCCUGCUGCUUCCGCCGCCACCGCCGCCUGCGCCGAUCCCCAUCCAUUCCGCGAGCGAGCGAGUGCUUCCGCCGCAUCCAUCCUGAUCUCUGAGGAUUAUUCCAACUUCUGAGGCAAGAUGUCGUACAUGCGAGGCGACCUGCUCACUAGGACACGGAAGCUGGUGAAGGGCAUGGCCAAACCUGCCCCUGCAUGGCUCAAGGCCAUGGAGCAGGCACCUCCACCCACAUUCCCUCGUACUGAUGGGAAGAUUAAGAAGAUCGAGUUGCCAGAAGAUGUUUAUGUCAAGAGGUUCUUCAAAAAGCAUCCAGAUUCACUCUACCAUGACGCAAUCAAGAUAAGCGGGUUUGAUCCACCGCCAGCACGAGUUUUUGCUUGGCGUGUCUUAGAAUUGAAAAAGGACGGAGUCAAUGAAGAUGAUGCAAUGGCUGUAGCAGAUAUGGAGUAUGCAGCAGAGAAGAAAGCCAAGAAGAAAGCAUACAAGGAGCUGAAAGAAAUCGCGCGCAUCGAAGGAAAAAGGCCACCCCCGAAUCCAUACCCAAGCGCCAUCAAAGAAAUACAGGCAGAGGAAAAGAAGUAUGUGAGAGAGCGUUUCCAUAACCCCAAGAUACUUGAGAUUGUUAAGAAGAUGAAAGAGGAUAAGGAGUUAUUUUUUAAAGAUAGAGAAGCAUCCAGGGCUGGGCAGUAGCUGGUAUAUUGCCAUACUGUUGGUCAACUAGGUAUUGUUGCUUAUGAUAUUAACAAGCUGCUGUUUGAAUCUGACUAUUGUUUAACUUUCUCAUGAAGAAAUAAUAGUUGCACAAAUCGCGUUUGGUAGGUAGCAAACAGAAAAAUCAUACCAGUUUUGAUAUAUGUUUGCUAUGUGGAUGCAAAGGCGACUUCAUUACUUUAUGGGACUUUGGCAUGAUUUCAGUUUCA
Molecule: messenger RNA, 978 nt
Organism: Oryza sativa Japonica Group (Japanese rice)
Lineage: Eukaryota; Viridiplantae; Streptophyta; Magnoliopsida; Poales; Poaceae
Source: RefSeq, a predicted model, not a curated record